Molecule: messenger RNA, 5153 nt
Organism: Larimichthys crocea (large yellow croaker)
Lineage: Eukaryota; Metazoa; Chordata; Actinopteri; Sciaenidae
Gene: tmem163a
Product: transmembrane protein 163a
Exons: 8
Coding region: 401-1270 (289 amino acids)
Cellular component (GO): synaptic vesicle membrane
Molecular function (GO): zinc ion binding
Source: RefSeq, a predicted model, not a curated record
ACUUGCUGGCACCGCCUGUCAGAUUCACAGCAGAUCUCAGCAAUUUAUCGCAUCGCCGCAUCUAACCCUAAACUGUCUCUAACUGCCUCCUUCGGACAGGGUAUUUACACUGAGGCUGCAGAGCUCUUCCUCGCAGUGUUGACUUCACACAGAGGGAGUUGGUUCGCUGCUGAUGCUGAGGAGAUAAAACCUUUAUCUCCCAUCUUCUCUUAUCGCCAUCUCUUCUCUUUCUACCCCCCCUGCGCAGCCUGAGUCGACACCGGUGGCAUAUUGGACGCGCUGGAUGGCUGCUGCACUUAGCGAACCGGCGUGAAUCUUUUUUUUUUUUCCAUUAUCAUCAUCCCCAUCAUCAUCUUUCUCUGCUUUUGAGUCUGUAAACAAACCUACAACUGCAACAACAAUGACAGACCCGACGACUCAAGAGUCAUACCCUGUCCCGGACCCGACUAUUGUGGAUCCCUGCCCGGGCACAGUGCGGAACGGCCAAUGCGCCCCGGAUGGAUUCACCAACAACCAUCACCAGCAAGCCAAGACCCAUGGCCAACCUGAGACGUUCACCACGGGCCAGGAGAUGAAAAUCACAGAUAGUGUGGAAGGAGAAGGUCUUCUUGAGAGCAGCAUGCGUUUGAAGCCGCAUGAGGCUCAGAGCUACAGGAAGAAGGCGCUCUGGGUCUCCUGGAUCUCCAUCGUGGUCACACUCAUACUGGCUGUGGCAGCUUUCACUGUAUCAUUCAUGAGACACAGCGCAUCGGCCUUUGGAUUUGCUUUUGAUGCCACGUUGGACGUCCUGUCAUCAAUCAUUGUUCUCUGGCGCUACAGCAAUGCAGCAGCUGUGCACUCUGCGCACAGAGAGUAUAUAGCAUGUGUAGUCCUCGGGAUUGUGUUCUGUCUCUCCUCCUUGUGCAUCCUUGGAAAAGCCAUCCAUGAUCUGGCUACCAGGGUUCCCCCAGAAGUGGAUGACUUCCUCUUCAGUGUAUCUAUAGUGAGUGGGCUUACAUGUGCUCUGCUGGCUGUGGCCAAGUUCAUGCUGGGAAGAGUGCUGACUAGCCGGGCACUUAUUACUGACGGGUUUAACUCUCUAGUCGGUGCUAUUAUGGGAUUUUCUAUUCUGAUCAGCGCUGAAGUCUUCAAGCACCACACUGACGUUUGGUUUCUGGAUGGCACCAUGGGAGUUGUCAUUGGGCUAAUCAUUUUGGCAUACGGCGUCAAACUCCUGAAGGACAUGGUGCCCCGUGUGAGACAGACGAGGAACUACGAGCGUUUUGAGUGAGAGGCAUGUGCGUUGACCAGACGAGCAGGUUCACAUGCGCGCGCACACCCGCACACCUGGCUGCCUCCUGCCCUCCUCCCUCUUCUCUCUGUCUUUCAUACACACUUUAAUACACAUUCCACCUGCACAUGCAGCACAUAAAGACUCGACACAUCCAUGUUCUCAUAAAUAUGAAUAUAUAUAUACAUAUGCUGUAUAUACUGUACAUGAUGCAUACAUACACUCAGACAUAAACAGACAUGCAUGCACACACAAACAUUUAAGAGACUUUGAGGGAAAAGGAUUGAGGACCACCUCCUGAAAAGAAGAUUGAUCUUUUCCGCUCUUCUGUCCGUGAAACCACCAGUUUAAGAAUUACACCAAGAAUGAAGAAACAGGCCGAAGAACUGAGACUUUGUUCAACCUCAGCAUAUAAUAGUUGCUGCUUAGAAGACACCAUUCACAUCAUCACAGCCGUCACACUGCAGUGUCUACACUACAGUGUAUUGAUUUGUCCUAGUGGGCACAGGUAUUGUCACAGUGGGCAUAACAGGGAUCAACAUUUAUCAAAUUGUGGACACUUAAAAUGUAGAAAUGAAGGCAUACACAAAAAUACAGUAUGUAUUCCCGUCUAAUUUACUCGAUAAACCUUUUGAAGACCGUUUAAAGAUUUCUUUGCCCACUACAUUUUUUUGUUUUUUUUUGUCUUUGGGGCCAAAACCUCACCAGCCUCCUUUCUUCAAGACAGUUGCUAUACAUCCUAAUCUGUUACUGAGAGACAAAGACAGGUGCAAAGUGGAGAAAGGGGACUCAGACAGAAAACAUACAGACAGCACUGAGUCAACAAACACGGCUUUCUCCAAAAAGGUGAAAAGCAUCAGCGUUUACGGUGUUGUUGAUCUAAAAACUAAAAGCAAACAGCAGUUAAGAGGACAGGAGACACUAAGGACAAACAUUUGCCAUACGAUGGCUGUAAACCUAAGUGCUCAAGCCAUUUAACCAGUUUAUAUUACAUUGCAUAGCCUACUGUACUGUGUGUAAUGUAUCCAAGCACAAAUCAGCAAACAUUUCAUGCACUGGUGUUUGCUGCUGACAGUUUAGCACAGUGCUCUUUUUAAUUACAAACUAGGAAAUGAUUUGAUUUGAGGGCAUUUAGCCUGUUUUGUCUUAACUGCUGUAUCCUGCUGUAUGUUUCAUUGCCAUAUGUUGUACAUAUCUUUUGAUUUGUUUACAGACACACAUACCUUACUCAGUUAGUUACUGAAAUACAUUCAGUAUCUUGUGUUUUUUUUUUUACUUGAAAAUAGUUUUACAAAGUAACCAGGCAACAACUGAAGAAUAGACAUAAAAUCCAAGGUUUUAUUAUGGGGAAAAAACAGACAAACAACAACAACAACAAAAAAAACGCAUGAAUAUUUAUCUUGUUUUUGUUCUCAAACACUUUUUCAAAUGCAAAAGCACUACAUUCUGUGCUAUAAUCCUGCUAUUUAUCAUUUUCUCUAGGGACUGUUGAAGAGAAAUCAGUCGGGGUAUUUAUUAGAUGUAUUAAUAUUAUUUUAUUCAUAUUUUCUCCUGUCAUUCUGACUGCAGUGUUCAUAUGUAAAGUUGGAUAAGAAAAAAAAAUUAAGCAAAGCACAAAGAUAAAGCGGGAAUAUCAUUUUCAUUGCAUAUCAUUUGCAGAGACAGCGUUUUCUCCUGUGUCUGCUUACCUGCGUAUUACCCAUUUGUUCUGCACGUUCCCAUUGUUAUCAUUCAUUAUUAUGUGCAAUGAACAGAAUGUAAAUACAAAGCACACAGUCUGUAAAUAUGUUUAUUACACUGUUAUGGUGCAUCAGUAACAAAAAAGUCACAAAAUAGUACUUUAUGGCUGACAUACUAGGCUUUUUGGAGUAGGCUGCAUAUAGUUAAAGUACAGGAUGAUCAGUGUUGCAUAUAGUUAAAAAUGUUUACUCUAUAGUGCUUAUAUUGUAAAUGUUGUUUUACAUACUAUUGUAGAUUAUUGGUGAAAUGAAAUGACAAGUCUUACUGUAAGUAUUUGCACUGUAAGUGAAAAUCUCAGAUUGGAUGUAGGCGUGAUCUGACAGCACUGUCCAAGGCUCCUUUAUCACUUAUUAGAAGCUGUCAAGAGAAAGAUUUAUUUUCAUUUCACAAACCACAGACACAAUAUACCCACCAGCACAAAUCAGUAUUAUUUUACUGAACUUAAGUGGGUGGUAUGAGCUUAAAAAGAGGAUUAUUCAGAAUAUUUUUAUUCAUGUGGAUGUAAUUAAAACAAGAGGAAUGACUUCAAUGUCAUUCUAUUGGAGGAACAGAAGCGCCCCAAAAUGAAUCAGCGAUUGAUUUUAUACAAAUGCAUUGAGUUGAAUUCAAUAAGAAAAUGCUAUAAAUAAUGAAACAGAUAAUGAAAGAGCUCACUACCCAUGACCAAAAUCUGUUUGUGGCCUGGAUGCUCCCUGUGAAUGUGGAUUUAGAGUGCACGUGAGCCCCCUUGUGGUCAGUGUCCAUAUGACAAGAGUUUUAAUUAGUAUUCAGUGCACUGGAUCCAUGGCAGAGAGUCUAAAUUUAACCCAGGCUGAAGAUGGUUACAAAGCCUUGGACAGUGAUUCUAAAAUGGCCAACAUCCACUCCACUCUGUAAUUAUCAACUCUGAAUCGACAUACUGGACUAGGUGCAAAAUUGCUGGUGUUAUCUUUAGUUCUAUUGUGUGAAGAAUAAGGAUUAGCUGUGAACUAAAGGCGUGAAUCAGCUCACACCUCUUGGACUCGCCAACAGCACACUGAUUUGUAAUGUUUCCCCACUUUCUCUGAUGCAUAGAAGACAAUCUUACAAUGACUUUUAUCAGCAAAGCACAGUUUUUACAUGCCAGUGGCCACCGCAUACAGCACAGAACAAACUCAUAAUAACUCAGUUAGUAACUGUGUGCUUGUGUUAUUGCUCAUAUUGUGUUAUUUUGAUCUUGGUGACAAAAUCUGUUCUACCUCUCUUCUUUGCACUUUGUUUUGUUUUCAUGCCACUUCUGUUAAUUGCACAUUAAUUCUAUAGAAAAUUUAGGCUAGGUGCUGUGAUUGUAGCCCUUGCCCCCUUAUACUCCUAAGUAAUGAGUGAUCUUUGAAGCUGUUGCACUCCCUGGAAAUCACGAGAUAGGUGCAAUAGCUGGAUACCAAAAAAAUAAAUAAAUAUUGUAAACUGUAAUUCUAUGAUCAAGAUACAUUUUAUUCAUCUAUGAUGUGAUUUUUCCACUGCCCGAUGAAAUAUUUCAACACUCAAAUUCCAUGUCACUAAAAGACCGCUGAGAGGUUUGUGACAAAAUGACCUCUGAACAUCGCAACAUUAAACCUCUAUUCAUUUACGAGGUGGUAUAAUAUUUCAGUGUUUCAUUGAAAUAGCUCAGAGACAUGUCAAAUUCUGCAGCUUGAUGAACUGUGCCAAAUCAUUGAAAACCUCUGUCCAUUCUUCUGACGUGUGUGUAUCAUUCAGUUGUACUUGUACUGAUGAAAUGGGUCAUUGUUACCGACCCAGAAGAGGCAACAAAACCUUCUUUUGGCUUAAUUUCACAAAUUUAUAAUAGCAAAACAAACCACUUCUCAGUUGCUAUAGGCUUUGCAUGGGCUUAUAAAAACCCUGAUAGCUUCAGUGGUUACAGAUGAAUUGCAGCCACACACACACACACACGAACACACACACACACACACACAAAACAUACAUGGAAGGAUGUAACUGAAUAUCCAAUAACUUUGAUGAUGUAAGAGAGUUAUUAUUUGUCUGUUUGUACAGUAUUGUCAUCAGUGGUAUUACAGAUGAUGUAAACACCAUUUAUUUAUGGAAAAGAACUAUGAUGUAUCUCUUUGUCAAAGAGCAAAGUUUUAUUGAAUAAUAAAGUUUUAUCCUGCUUAUUCAUCAAAAA